UUUGGUUCCCCAGCAACACAUAAAUAAAACGAGACCACCGCUGCCAUAUUUCUUAUCCUAGCUAUUCUGGAAAAAGACGCGGGGAAUUAUUGGAACACCCAGUAAAUCCGAUUUUUAUUGAGCGAAAACAUCUUAGUUUCUCUUAGCGGAACGGUUUAUGUCCCAGCACACGGAACCGGUAAAGUUGGGGGCGGAAACCAAAUUUAUAAACAAAAGUAUUGCUUUUUUUUUGGAGGGAGUACAGAACGCGCACGCUGACUGCUUGCUGAGCCCAAGAAGAUGUUUAAAAACACAUUCCAGAGCGGCUUUUUGUCCAUUUUGUACAGCAUCGGCAGCAAACCACUUCAAAUAUGGGACAAAAAGGUGAGGAAUGGUCACAUAAAGAGAGUCCCGGACAAUGACAUACAUUCAAAUGUGCUGGAGAUUGAGGGGGCAAACGUCAGCACCACUUACAUAACGUGUCCUGCGGACCCUAAAAAGACGCUGGGGAUCAAGCUUCCCUUUUUGGUGAUGAUCAUUAAGAACCUCAAGAAGUAUUUCACAUUUGAAGUCCAGGUGCUGGACGAUAAAAACGUUCGCCGGCGCUUUCGAGCAAGUAAUUACCAGAGCACGACGAGAGUGAAGCCCUUCAUCUGCACCAUGCCCAUGAGGCUCGACGACGGCUGGAACCAGAUUCAGUUCAACCUGUCGGACUUCACCAGGAGGGCCUAUGGAACAAAUUACACAGAGACGCUGCGUGUACAGAUUCAUGCUAACUGUCGGAUACGGAGGGUGUAUUUCUCCGACAGGUUAUACUCUGAGGAUGAGCUCCCAGCAGAGUUUAAACUCUACCUGCCUGUCCAGAACCAGAAGGCCAAACAGUAGAGUUUCUUGGCCUGCGCAGUUCCCCCCAAUGUCACAAAUUUAACUCCAAAUCACAACAUAUGAGAUUAAAACAGUGGUAACAUUUAUGGAGCUAAGAUUUUUAGUUACUCUUACCAUGUUAAUUUACAAUAUUCAUAGCGAUCAUUUUGUUUGUUUUUUUUAUAUUUGUUUCUUCAUAAAACAAAUAUCUAUAAAAAUAAUGGAUGCUGAGAUAAAAGCCUUUAAGUGAACAUUAUCCUGCUUUUGCUUGUUUGUUUUAGGUGGGCUUUUUCUUCUUGACGUGUUUCAUUUCUUCAGCGAUUAUUCUGUUUUCUUCAGAUGUAUUUAUUACCUGUGUUGUUUGUUACAAGGUUGUAAUAAAGUUUUUUGGGAAAAAAUA
Molecule: messenger RNA, 1243 nt
Organism: Archocentrus centrarchus (flier cichlid)
Lineage: Eukaryota; Metazoa; Chordata; Actinopteri; Cichliformes; Cichlidae
Gene: cfap20
Product: cilia and flagella associated protein 20
Exons: 6
Coding region: 280-864 (194 amino acids)
Source: RefSeq, a predicted model, not a curated record